UGCUGUCGGCGUGCGCCCUUGCCCCGCCCUGGUUAGUGUACAGCCUGCUGGCCAGGUCUGCGCAGUUGCCGCGCCGGGGGAAGAUGGUGGAGGACGGUACGGAGGAGCUGGAGGACCUGGUGCACUUCUCGGUGUCCGAGUUGCCUAGUCGCGGCUACGGCGUCAUGGAGGAGAUCCGGCGGCAGGGCAAGCUGUGCGACGUGACGCUGAAGAUCGGGGACCACAAAUUCAGUGCUCACCGGAUUGUCUUAGCCGCCUCGAUCCCGUACUUCCAUGCUAUGUUUACGAAUGACAUGAUGGAGUGCAAGCAGGAUGAGAUUGUAAUGCAAGGAAUGGACCCAAGUGCCCUGGAGGCUCUGAUCAACUUUGCCUACAACGGCAACCUUGCCAUUGACCAGCAAAAUGUCCAGUCAUUGCUGAUGGGGGCGAGCUUCCUGCAGCUGCAGAGCAUCAAAGACGCCUGUUGCACAUUCCUCCGAGAACGGCUUCACCCAAAAAAUUGCCUGGGUGUGCGCCAGUUUGCUGAGACAAUGAUGUGUGCUGUGCUGUAUGAUGCAGCCAAUAGCUUUAUCCACCAGCACUUUGUGGAGGUAUCCAUGUCCGAAGAGUUCCUGGCCCUGCCCUUGGAAGAUGUGCUUGAGCUAGUGUCUCGGGAUGAGCUGAAUGUAAAAUCAGAGGAGCAGGUCUUUGAAGCUGCAUUGGCCUGGGUCAGGUAUGACCAGGAGCAGAGGGGGCCCUGCCUGCCCGAGCUGCUGUCCAAUAUCCGCCUGCCCCUCUGCCGGCCCCAGUUCCUGUCAGACCGAGUGCAGCAGGAUGACCUGGUGCGUUGCUGCCACAAAUGCAGGGACCUGGUAGAUGAAGCAAAGGACUAUCAUCUCAUGCCAGAGCGCCGGCCCCACCUUCCGGCUUUCAGAACUCGGCCUCGCUGCUGCACGUCCAUCGCUGGGCUUAUCUACGCCGUGGGGGGCCUCAACUCAGCAGCAAAUUUUUAUGCAGGUGAUUCCCUGAAUGUGGUGGAAGUAUUCGACCCCAUCGCCAAUCGUUGGCAGAAGUGCCAUCCCAUGACAACAGCCCGCAGCCGCGUUGGUGUGGCUGUGGUGAACGGGCUUCUCUAUGCCAUUGGGGGAUAUGACGGCCAGCUACGGCUGAGCACUGUGGAGGCCUACAACCCAGAGACGGACACAUGGACCAGAGUGGGGAGCAUGAAUAGCAAGAGAAGUGCCAUGGGGACAGUCGUGUUGGAUGGGCAGAUCUAUGUCUGUGGGGGCUAUGAUGGCAACUCUUCCCUCAACUCUGUGGAGACCUACUCACCUGAGACGGACAAGUGGACGGUGGUGACCCCAAUGAGCUCCAAUCGCAGUGCUGCUGGGGUUACUGUCUUUGAGGGUAGGAUAUAUGUGUCAGGCGGCCACGACGGUUUGCAGAUCUUCAACAGUGUGGAGCACUACAACCACCACACGGCCACCUGGCAUGCAGCAGCCGGUAUGCUGAACAAGCGCUGCCGGCAUGGCGCUGCCUCCCUGGGAAGCAAGAUGUUUGUCUGUGGGGGCUAUGAUGGCUCUGGAUUCCUCAGCAUCGCCGAGAUGUACAGCUCUGUGGCAGACCAGUGGUGCCUGAUAGUGCCCAUGCUCACACGCCGGAGUCGGGUCUCCCUUGUGGCCAGCUGUGGGCGCCUAUAUGCCGUGGGGGGCUACGAUGGACAGUCAAACUUAAGCUCAGUGGAGAUGUAUGACCCAGAGACAGACCGCUGGACAUUUAUGGCCCCCAUGGCAUGCCAUGAGGGAGGGGUUGGUGUGGGUUGCAUCCCUCUCCUCACCAUCUAAAGCAGAGAGUAGGAUGUGGUGGGGCAGGGAUCUGGUACAAAUAUAGGCGCUUCCUUCCAGGAACAGUCCCUCUCAGGAGAGGCAGUGGACCAGAAGAUGGGGUGAGAUGUGAGCUUGCUGGAGGUACAGUUUUCCCAGGUGCUUAAAUCCUCCCUCACUGUGCUGCCCUUGUGACUUUCAGGCCUAGGUCAUCAAGAUGCACAGCACAGGACAGAAGCACGUCUGGGUCCCACAGCUGGUGACACAGAAUUACUUUGCUGGUCCACACGGACACAGACUCCAUCUAAGCCCAGCUCCCCACCACCACAGCUCUGUGGGCUGCCCAUUUGCAGAAGGCUUUCCAUCUAACACUCCUUCCGCCUGCUUGUUCUCCAGCCAUGUGGUGACCAGUUUGCCAUGGGGAGGCUACAGUGGUCAAGCAUGUUGGAAACUGUGGGAUAUAGCUGGGAAAGAAAGGAUGCACUCCAAGUGUCUUCCUGCCUGUGGUGAUGCAGCUACAGCAAAAUGCUGGUGGCACACAAGCACACUCCUUCCAUUGUAGGGCACAAAGGAUUUUGUCCUCAUCACUGGGUAAGCAGAGAGAACAGAUGUUUUUCCCAUGUCUAAUUUUGGGAUUUCAGUGAGGUCUUUUUCAUCUUGUCCAGGAGAAGCAAGAAAAAAAGAUACAUGAAAGAAGCUGAAGGAAAUUUAAACAAAGAAACACUUGAAACUGGAAAGAAAAAUACUUUUUUUAAGUGAACAUAGUUUGCAGAAAGAAGAAAGUGUAAAAAACAGCAAAUAUGUAUUUAAAUGGAAAACCGUCAAACAGGAGAAAGGCGGUAUCCACUCCCACAUUCGGAUGCCAGGGUCCUAAGGCUUCACAGAGCACUUGGGGUUCUAUCUGAGCCCCCAGCAUGUCUGGAAUCAGUGCACUCUCAACUGGUCCUGUAGCAGGGUGCUCAUGGGAUUUGUCUUUACACACAGCAUCAGAGGACUUUUUUAAUCAUAGGCUUAGUGAGUCGGCUGAAUUACUGCCACUCUUCUAGAUAGGAGCUCCUAGCAGUCACUGGAGGCUCCAGGUGCCCCCAGUGAUUACCUCCCACUGCCACUGUGGCGCUCAUUCAGAUGCCCUACUCCCACUUACAUUCCUUCUUUUUUUGACCAGCAGGAAAUAACAGAUCUGGCCAGAUUCCCACUUGCCCAUCUAUCAUUCUUGGAUAAUUUUCCUCACUGUCAUCCUUCUGGGGCACACUGACCAUUUGUACCUCUAGAACCUAACCAGGGCUUGCUCCUUCUACCAGCCAUGGGCUGCCUUGGUUUGGUAACCUUGUCUGCCCUGCCAUUCCACUGCUUCUCCAUCCACUUGCCAAUUCCAGGGGUCUGAUCUUUCUCCAGCCCUUGGCAGACCGACCAGCAAAGUGGACCUUUACAUUCAAGCAAAGCUGGUUUUAUGACAUUGAGCUGAAGGCUAAAAGAAUCUUGCUGCUGCAAAGAACAGAUUUUAUAUUUCUUCCUCUCAUCUUGGCAAAUGACCUCUUGAAGAGACUCUAGACUCCUUCCUCCUUCUCCCAGGAUGGGACCUUAAUGUAGCACAGCGGGACCCAAAGAGGAGGACAUUUUCUAUUACCAGUGCACUGGGCAGUGGGGCUGUCCUUCAACUGCUGCUGCCAAAAUCUGAUUUUUAAAAAUUCUAACAGAGACUAAAAGAGGAUAUAAUUCCUUUAACCUAAGACUGGGUUUUAGGGUCCCAGUCUCCACCUGGUUGGCUUCCUGUCCUUUGCUCCCUGCCUGGGGUGGCCUGGAAGCCUAUUCAGAAGGCACAGUGUGGAGCCUGGGGCAUCUCCCCCACCCUAGGACCGUCAGGCUUAGUAGUGUGUGCAAUCGCCAUGUAUUCAGAGGGAUGUACCUCUGUUACCUACAACUUAGGAGCUGGGCCUCUGCUAUAAGCACUUGAAAACAAUGUUUUUAUUUUAAAAGACUCAACAAUCUGGUAUCUGAUAUAAUUUAACCUGGGCUCAUGGUAGAGCUCCAGCAUUUCUCACUCCCUCCAGUUUGCCUACAGAGGUAGACUGGGAAAGAGGUUGGGGUCUGCAUUUCCUAUUUGAGAGGAGUGUAUCAGUGCUCAUCUUAUAAGCCCCUUUCUAUUGUGAAUUUGAAGUAGCACCUGAUGAGCCUGGAUUGUGAAGUUAUUAAGAAUCAGACAGUGGGCUACUGAGUGGGCUUACUGGGUCCUUAAGAUGCUGGCCCAGAUUUUGUCAUUGGGGAUGAUAGAUCAUUUUCCCAUGGUCUGCUGCUCUUGUAAUGGCCUUUCUGAGCCCACUCCCACCUCCUGGUGUAGAAGUUACAGUGCUGCACCUAAGGUCGGUGUUUCUAAGUAAGAGCAAACCAGUGCUUUCAUCUGGGCUCCGAGCACAAAUGAGCAAACACCAGCAUUUUCACACUCUCCCCAGUUGGUUUCUCAGUCUGAUGAUUGGGUGUUUGCAAGUGGCUGGUCUGGCUCUUUGGUGUUGAAGUCUUUCCAGUAGCACCAGGUAAAGAAGAGGCAUCACCCAAGGAUAUUGUGAAAAGGAUGUAACACAGAGUUAGGACACACAUUCUGCUCAGUGAGCCUUGGGGCCUAGCCCAACUCUGAGCAUAGCACUGUGGCAUUCACUGUCCUUGGGCAUUUCACCUUUUUGGAUAGAAUGUCUCUUCUGGAUUUCAUCAGACAUCACAGCCAGAUGGGAGCUGAACACCAGCCUCUUGACUUGACCAUAGAGAUGUGACUAUGUAGAAAUUCUGCCCCACCCCCUGAAAUUUAUUGAUUCCCAGAAUAUCUUAUUUUCUUUUAUUUAUAGAAUGCAUGUCUUUUGUGUUAAGAAACCAAAGAGAAAUAAAGUACACUCCUAAUA
Messenger RNA from Cynocephalus volans (Philippine flying lemur), 4693 nucleotides. It is a transcript of the gene KLHL18, whose product is annotated as kelch like family member 18. NCBI's taxonomy places the organism in Eukaryota, Metazoa, Chordata, Mammalia, Dermoptera, Cynocephalidae. Bases 84 to 1823 code for a protein of 579 amino acids. The transcript is spliced from 10 exons. Gene Ontology annotation, molecular function: protein binding. The record is from RefSeq and is a predicted model, not a curated record.